AUGGAUCUUUCAGUUUUCUCCGUGCAAAGUCCUGCUCAUAAUGAUUUCCGAAGUGAUACAUUCACUACACCUACGGUGUCAAUGAUUCAAUCAUUAUCUACAACAACGCUUGGAGACGCAGUAUACAACGAGGAUGCCAAAACCAUCGAGUUGGAAAAGAAAGUAAGUGCACUAACUGGAAAGGAAGCAGGGCUCUUUUGUGUGAGUGGAACUCUUUCAAAUCAAUUGGCAAUGAGAGUCAAUUUAACGCAGCCUCCAUAUAGCAUUCUCUGUGAUUAUCGUGGUCAUGUGUAUGAACAUGAGGCAGGGGGUAUGUCUACUUUAACACAAGCAAGAGCGCAACCAAUACAUCCAAAAAAUGGCCGUUACCUAACUUUAAAAGACGAUAUCUUGCCCAAUUUUGUGCCUGAUGAUGGUGAGAUUCAUGGCGCCCCCACAAAACUUAUCUGUCUUGAAAACACACUACACGGAAUGAUUUUCCCCCUUGAUGAAAUUAAGAGAAUUUCUCAAUUUUGCAAAGAUAACAAUGUGAAACUACAUUUGGAUGGAGCUAGACUUUGGAAUGCCUCUGCUGCAACGGGGAUAAGUUUGCAAAAAUACAGUAAAUAUUUCGAUAGUGUUUCAUUGUGUCUCUCAAAGACAUUGGGCGCACCAGUAGGUACGGUACUAGUCGGCGAUGCUGACUUUAUUCGUAAGGCUAAUCAUUUCAAAAAACAAAAUGGUGGAGGAAUUAGACAAAGUGGGUUAUUGGCUAGUAUGGCAAUAAUUGCAAUUGAUGAGAAUUUCCCAAAGUUGCCAGCAACGCAUGAAAUGGCAAAACAAUUAGGUCAAUUGUGUGAAGAGAAGGGAAUAAUUUUGGAACAUCCAGUAGAGACGAAUUUCGUGUUUGUUGAUAUUGCUGCAAAUAAGAUAAACCCAGAGAAAUUAGUUGAGAUUAGUGAUAAGCAUGCAGUGAAAGUUUAUUCUGGGCGAGUUGCUUUUCACUAUCAAAUCUCAAAAGAAUCAUUUGACGCUGUGAAAAAGGUUAUCUUGGAGGCUUUCGAUGAGUUAACCUUGGACGAUAUAGCUGAGUCUGAUGUGAUAGUAGUAACAACAAAAUUAUCAAAAGACCUUAUAGAAUUCUUUGAAGACGAUUAUAAUUUCGAAACAAGUUUGAGAUUACUAGACGAUUUGAAACUACAGACUUUUAUUCAGUCAAUCUCUUCAAAAUUGAAAUACAAGCAACUAGCAACUCAGUUAUUCACCAGAUACGUUGUCAAUAGCUUACUUAAACGUCCUUAUUUUGAAAAGAUCAAUUUUGGGUACAGCAAACAUGGAAAACCCUUUAUUGAUCGGUUUCAAUUUAAUACAAGUUCAUCAAAUGAUAUUAUUGCGAUUGCAGUGAGCUUGCAUCUACCAAUAGGUAUAGAUUUAUCACACCUGGAGCAAAACAUUUCGUCGGUAAACUACUUGUCUCAAUUUGAGCCUAUUUUUCAUGACCUGGAGUUGAGCCAAGUCGAUACAUAUUUCAGAUUUAAUCAUUUUUGGACUUUGAAAGAAUCAUUCACAAAAUUAUUGGGUUGUGGAUUGAAUAUCAAUCUUGCUGAUUUUUAUUUUCGUGUUGGAAAUGAAUUCGAUGAGCUGAGAGGUGGUGGUAUUUAUCCCUAUUCAACAAUGCAAAGCUCUGUUCAAACUCGAUAUGAGUUGAGUUGGUUUAAUGAGAUUGAGGUCAAUGCUGAAAAAUUAUUCAAUCAAGAAAACGAAUUCGUUCAAGGGUUCAAUAAUGAAUUUUAUUGUUAUAGUUCUGUUCUUGAAAACGGUGAUCAAGUGAGGUUACCUGUUAUUAUAUCAAUAGUCACUCCAUUUAAAGCCGAGAAAAUUCAUUGUCUAGAUAUAAAAUUGAGUAGAUUAUUAUUAAAUGAAUAA
This is a messenger RNA of Lodderomyces oxycetoniae, 1905 nucleotides long. RefSeq names its product GLY1. Gene Ontology annotation, biological process: L-threonine catabolic process; glycine biosynthetic process. The record is from RefSeq and is a predicted model, not a curated record. Bases 1 to 1905 code for a protein of 634 amino acids. NCBI's taxonomy places the organism in Eukaryota, Fungi, Ascomycota, Pichiomycetes, Serinales, Debaryomycetaceae. Gene Ontology annotation, cellular component: cytosol. Gene Ontology annotation, molecular function: L-allo-threonine aldolase activity; holo-[acyl-carrier-protein] synthase activity; magnesium ion binding. The transcript has 2 exons.